AUGAGUACAAAUGUGUAUGAGUAUGAAAGCUUUUCUUGCCAAAGCCUACCUGGGAGCAUUAACAAUGCAGAUAAGUUGAUUGAAGAAUCCAAUAGCACUAGUGAUAAUGAAACUUCUAGAAAAGAGAAAAAUAGUUCAUCUAGUCAGUCUUGGUUCAAAACUUGGCCAGACCGCUAUGAUAAGUUGAGGAGUACAGAUACUACUCCACUACACUCUCCAAAUGAAGACAAAACUCAAUUAGAAUCAAAAUGUAAUUCCAGUGAGACUGAAACUCCUAAAACUACAUUUACUCUACAGGAAGCAUUGCAGAACAUAUCAUUAGCUUAUAGUCCUGUAACUAAGCAGUUACAUUUUAUUGAAACAACACCUGAUCAUCCAAAUGAAAAACAUAUUCCUAAUGAGGAGACAAUAAAAAUUGAGGAAAUCAAUGCUAAAAAAUUUGGACACAGAAGGAUUGAAGCAGGCUCAUUUUCUAGUACAGUUUCUACCUUGAGUGGCAUAAGUGAUGCAUCAACAUCUGGAAGUCUUAUAGGUUCUGAAGAUAGGCAUGUUUUUUCAUGGAGAGGAGUGUCCACUGAAUCUAACAACUUCGGCAAUAAUGUUUGGAAAAUGUUUGGCAAACAAACAUAUGAAAGUGUACCUGCAGCCUCAAUUAAUGGAGUAGCCAGUUCAUCAGCACUGAUACAACAUAAAAGGCAUUCAAACAAGAAAACUUAUGAUCUGUGGUGGCACGGUCUUCCAUCCAGUGUGCGUGGAAAAGUAUGGAAGCUUGCUAUCGGCAAUGAUUUGAAUCUCACUCAGCAGCUUUACGAGAUCUGUUUAUGCCGUGCACAAAACAGGCUAAAUAGCUUGGAGCCCCCUCAGAAUGAGCACGGAAUUGAUCAGGAGAGUAGCUUGGAUGUUAUAAGACUGGAUAUAUCUAGGACAUUCCCGCAGUUAUGUAUAUUUCAGGAAGGCGGGCCUUACUCUGAGGCACUGCAUUCAUUGUUGGCUGCUUAUGUGUGUUAUAGACCUGAUGUUGGGUACGUCCAAGGAAUGUCGUAUAUAGCUGCCAUUUUGAUUCUCAAUAUGGAGCCCUACGAAGCCUUCAUUUGUUUCUCUAAUAUGCUCAACCAACCCCUCCACCUAUCUGCUUUCACACUCAACCAAGCCCAAAUGCAAGCAUAUUAUAAUGCCUACAAUCAAGUUUUCUGUCACAAUCUUCCAAAAUUGCAUUCUCAUUUUGAGAAAUCUGGACUCACGCCAGAUUUAUAUCUUUUGGAUUGGAUUUACACGAUUUUUGCCAAGGCAAUGCCGUUAGAUAUUGCUUGUAGGGUUUGGGAUGUUUUUUUGAGAGACGGUCAGGAGUUCAUCUUCAGGACUGCAUUGGGAAUCUUACAUUUACAUCGACAUAAUUUGAUGGACAUGGACUUUUUACAUGGAGCACAAUUCCUUACUAAAUUACCAGAAGAUAUUUCUUCUGAUCAGCUAUUCAGAAGUAUACAGCUAGUUAGUACUACUAUAGGAAAACAAACAUUUACGCAAAUUGUGGAGAAAUGUGUGGUCUCGCUGUCCGAAUCUUAUAGUUAG
Messenger RNA from Phaedon cochleariae (mustard beetle), 1569 nucleotides. The record is from the annotation of a GenBank genome assembly. Lineage: Eukaryota; Metazoa; Arthropoda; Insecta; Coleoptera; Chrysomelidae.